Messenger RNA from Fonsecaea nubica, 2505 nucleotides. RefSeq lists its product as hypothetical. Gene Ontology annotation, biological process: regulation of DNA-templated transcription; DNA-templated transcription. Bases 1 to 2505 code for a protein of 834 amino acids. The transcript has a single exon. Gene Ontology annotation, molecular function: zinc ion binding; DNA-binding transcription factor activity, RNA polymerase II-specific; DNA binding. Lineage: Eukaryota; Fungi; Ascomycota; Eurotiomycetes; Chaetothyriales; Herpotrichiellaceae. The record is from RefSeq and is a predicted model, not a curated record.
AUGUCCACGUCACCGUACAAUACUGAUGGCGGCGGGCUCGGAUUCGACCAUAGUCAAGGCCCCCCGAGGAAGAAGAUGCGGAAGGGAACAAAAAGUUGUUUGGAGUGUCGGCGGAGAAAAAUCAAAUGUACUUUCGAACCCGGGAGGCCUGCGGUAUGCAACGAAUGCUAUGCCAGAGGUUCGACCUGCAUUGAUCAAGAGCACGGGGACAUUCACACAUACACCCAGGCCACCUCAGAACAGUCGUCGUACAGUUUAAGGGAAAGAGUGUCACAGCUUGAGGAUCUAGUUAAACAGGUGCUGCACCGGUUACCGGAGAAGGACGGCGGCGCCCAGGGUGACGCUUCUGGUUCAGAUUCCGACAAAAGCCAACUUGAUGCUCAGGCUGCUGAAGUGUUGAAAAGUCUGAAGAGCUCAUUGCGACAGGAAAACCCCAGCACCGAAGAGUCGAUUCUUCUUCCUGGUGGACUUCGAGAUGACGCCCCGGCUUUGAGCCUGUUCGAUAAUGCCGUCCUCGAACGAAAAGAGAGCCAGCCCGUCGUGUCAAGAGCCCAGUACAAUAAAACUAAGAUGCUUCUGACGGCCUUGAACAAGUUGCUCCCCGCACCGAGUGAUCUGGAAGUUAUCCUAGAACAAUCCCACGAAUGGUGGGCCAUAUGGAGGAGGAUGUUUCCCGAAAUCACCGACAGUCGAUGUGAGACCAUCAAAGAAUCCGUCUCGCACUCAUUGCGUUCACAGAAGCCGGCCGAAUUGGCAAAGAUCAUGUUAUGUAUCGCAAUCAGCAUUCACCAGCUACCAGAACAUUUCGAUUGGUCGCGACUUCAAAUCAAAGAAGAGCCUACUGAUCUGAUGGAACGAUAUAUUGCGACAGUCGACAAGUUGAUUACAUCUGACGAUGAGAUUGCAGCCACGCUUGAUGGCAUCGAGUGCAUGAUGCUUGAAGCUAAGUACCACAUCAAUAUGGGCCGGCCGCGACGCGCCUGGCUGUUAUUCCACCGAGCACUCGCCUUUGCUCAGUUAUUGGGCAUUCACCGAUUAGCAGCCCACACGGACAAGAUCUCGCUGGAUUAUCAGCGUUCGGUCAAUAUCUGGUGUCAUCUUGUUAUGGGCGACCGAUACCUAUCCUUGCUACUGGGUCUGCCAUAUUCCGUCAGCGAUAGCUUUGUCACCCCCUACAUUCCGAUAUCUGGACCUCAACCGUCAUCGGUGAACGCCGGCGAGUACUACACGGGGAAGAUGGUGCCCAUUAUCACCAAAAUGAUCGAUCGGAACCAGAGUGUAGUGCCCAUGGGAUACUCGGCAACGUUGAGACUCGAUCAAGAGUUGGAGGAGCUGCACAGCACCCAAGACCCUAGCUGGUGGUCGACCGAGCUUGUUCCUGGUGAUUCGGCCGAGGACCAUUUUGAUCGACUCCAAGCACAUUUCUUCCAUCACCAAGCCAAAGUCAUGCUGCAUUUGCCAUUCAUGCUCCGGUCAUCGACCGACAAGAGAUACCAAUACUCUCACACCGCAGCCUUAGACGCUUCACGCGAAAUGAUCCGAGUCUACAAGGCACUCCGGACCAACAAGGCCGUGGGCCCGUUCAUUUGCAAAUUGAUUGAUUUUCAAGCUUUUACUGGGUCCAUGCUAUUACUGCUGAACCUGUGUGGAUACUCCCAGCAACACCGUGGCAGCAAUGCUCGGCAGAUGGACCUCGAGCAAGACCAGAUCGACUCGGACCUCAUCGACCAAACAAUUGCUCUGUUGAAAGACGCGGCCAAAGAACCGGGCGGUGUUGUGGCGGCUCAAAGCGCCCAAGCCCUCGAAAUGCUUGCUCGUGUACGGCAGGGCUGUGAUAUGGAAGGUGUCAAAGAAUGCAGGGGGGAGACCUGUCAAGUCUCGAUCCCCUACUUUGGCAACAUCUCCAUCGGCAUGGGCAAGCAUUUUGUCCCCAUUAAACCCGGCACAUAUGCACAACGCACACGGGAUGCGCCCUUGAACACGUCCGCUCCAGUGGCCGGUGUGCCCACCAACACGGGUUUGCCGACUCCGCCAUCAGCUGCUUCAAACAGCACCCAACCGUCACCCUUGUCGACGACGAUCGAUCAGCAGCAUUCGCAAUUUUCCCAGACCCGACGGGCUCCUCUUUAUGAGUCGACGAACUACAUUGCCCCGGGCCUGGAUCAAGCCUGGCCUGAGACAGCCGAUGAUCCAUUUAUCACGUUUGACUCGUUUAUGGCAUUUCCACCUCAGCAGCCUACAGACCUCCCCUCGGCGGGGAGUGUCAGCAUAUCGUCUGGCGGAUCGGGCUUCACCCCACAACCAUCGCACUCUCUACAAAGUCAGAGCCCGUAUAAUUCGAACACGACGCCACAGAAUGACUUGAAUGCUCCAGCUGCUGGAGGUGGUCUGGGUGGGAUGGUGAAUCCCGGGUAUUCAUUCGGCACUUUCCCAUUCGGCCAGAGCGGAGUGGACCUGGAUCAAGGCUGGAACUGGUUUGGGGUCGACGCCCCCGUUAUUCCGUGA